This is a messenger RNA of Trypanosoma theileri, 813 nucleotides long. Its product is annotated as parallel beta-helix repeat-containing protein. Lineage: Eukaryota; Euglenozoa; Kinetoplastea; Trypanosomatida; Trypanosomatidae. The transcript has a single exon. Bases 1 to 813 code for a protein of 270 amino acids. The record is from RefSeq and is a predicted model, not a curated record.
AUGGAGCCUGUAACUCUCACAGUCAACCCAGGUGCAGAGGGGGCAUAUAACUCUGUUACAGAUGCAAUAAAUAAUGCUAACGUUGGUGAUACAGUUGCUUUGAAACCUGGUUUGUAUGAAGAAUUGCUUAAAAUAUUAAAGGAAGUUACAGUCGUUUCGGAACCAGAUGAUUCACUUGCAGAGAGUGAAGCAGUCAUUACAAAUGGAGUUGUGAUUGGAGCUAACGUUACACUAAGAGGAUUGCAAAUUCGUGGAAGAAUAGAUGUUCGUAAAGGUCAUGCUGUUAUUGAAGACUGUGACAUUCAUCACGGAGCUGAUGGUGUUCGUGUGGGAGAAGGUGCAAAGUUAACCAUUCGCCGUUCCAGAAUUCAUCAUUGUGAAACUGGUGGAGUUGGUGUUUAUUUUUCUCCUGGUUCUUCUGGUGAAGUGGAAGACUGCGAUAUUUAUGAAUGUCGUGUAAAUGGUAUUCAAGUCAAUAAUGCUGUUGUUACUAUUGGUAAUAAUCGAAUUCGGGAUACUAUAUUUGGUGUAUAUUACCGAGCCCAAUCAACAGGUGCAAUAGAAAAGAAUUCCAUAGAGCAUGUGCAGAAAUUUGGCAUUUAUGUAACGGAUGGCAGUGAUCCUGUUAUUCAGGGAAAUCAAGUGCGGGAGUGUGGAUUGCAUUGUGCCUUUGUCUCUCAAGGUGGAAAGGGCAUAUGGACAGAAAACAGCCUUGAAGGGUCUAUGCAUGUUCUCAGCGGCUGUGAUGCCAAGUUAGGCUCCAAUCAAAUAAGUGGAAAACUUGACGUGGAUCCCACUCCUCUGGCUGUGUGA